UGCGCCGAAGAAGACCGCACGCAGUCAGAUUCACACACAACACUUUGCUCUCAUAAAACACACGCACAAGCGCGCAGCGCUGCCUGCUAGCGUUCUCCGUGUGUUUCCCUCCGUUUCGCCGCAGGACGUUUCUGCAGCUAUUGCGUAUGCAAGUUUGCCCUCUACCCCCGGCCAGAAGGAAUUGCCCGCGCCGCGUCAGGGUCUGUCUCUUCACGCCCGCCUCCUUUGUACCGGCUGCGUCUGAUUGACAUUCCUGCGGAUCAAAGAUCACUUCCAUUCGCUGUUAUGGAAACUCGCAGCUGCGGCAGUGGCGGCGGCUCGCUGUGAAACGGUGAAGUAGAUGGGAGAGCGCAGACCAUGACUCCGGAGCGGUCCCCGUGAAGAAUGGGGAUACAUAUGCAAUCAUGGCCAGAUCAGCAAACAGCAGAGCCACUGACGGGGACUCCCGGGUGUCAGCCCCGCCGGACCGGGCCGAGGUUCGGGACUUGUCCGACCCCAGGGAGCUGUCUUUAGAAGAAGUGCUGAAAUCCUACGAGCAGCCCAUUAACGAAGAGCAGGCGUGGGCGGUGUGCUACCAAUGCUGCAGCGGGCUGAGCGCGCCGCUCUUGGCGGCGGAGACCAGAGGACUCUCCCGAGUGAAGGAUCCGUCCUCUAUCCUCUUGUGCAGAGAUGGGACGGUGUCCUUGCAGAAAGAGCCAAGCACAGGCAAUGAUGAUGACAGAAGGCCACCCCAACUUCCUGUCCCAGAACGUCAGAUGGUGCAGUCCCUGGGUGUGGCGAUCUACCGUGCGCUGGACUGGGGUCUGGACGAGAGCGAGGAGCGGGAGCUGAGCCCGCGGCUGGAGAGGCUCAUCGAGCGCAUGGUUGGGGGAGAGGCCGGGAACGGCACUGCGGACGAGGGCUACAGCGGCCAGGAGGAGGAGGAGGAGGAGGAGGAGGAAGAGGAAGGGGAAGGGGGAACGCUGCGUGCGGUUUGCUCCUUCCGCCAGGCGAUGGCGCUAUGCGCCUCGCGCCUCGCCAACCCCGCGCUGGCCCCGGAGCACUACCAGGGCGUCUGCCGGGCCCUGUUUGUGGAGACCCUGGAGCUGCAGACCUUCCUCGCCAAGAUCCGAGAUGCCAAAGAGAUGCUGAAGAAAAUCCGGACUGAGGAUCCGCAGGAUGACAGAUGCACUGCUGAACUGGAUGCCCUGAAACACACGGACUGGGCCCGUCUCUGGGUGCAGUUGAUGAGGGAGCUGAGGCAGGGGGUGAAGCUGAAGAAGGUCCAGGAGCAGCAGUUCGAUCCGCUCCCCACAGAGUUCCGCCUCACGCCCUUCGAGAUGCUCAUGCAGGACAUCCGGGCCCGCAAGUUCCAGCUGCGCAAAGUCAUGGUGGACGGUGAUAUCCCCACGAGGGUAAAGCAAGACGCCCACGAGCUCAUUCUGGACUUCAUCAGGUCACGCCCCCCACUCAAACCCGUGUCAGAGCGGAGCCUCCGCCCCCCCCUACAGGAGCAGCAGUCCCUACACGAACGCAUCCUGGCCGAGAUCAAACAGGAGCGCAAGCUUCGACCCGUGGAGCCGCCCAGCUCCAAGAGAUCAUUCGGUUCCCUGCCCUGUCUGCUCCACACAUGCCCAUGUGACGUGAAGUCCACUUCCUGUAUUGAUCUGUCAAUCACGGAUUCCACUGUCCGCCCCCCGUCCCGACCGCGGGUCCUGCUGAAGGCUCCCACGCUGGCAGAAAUGGAAGAGAUGAACAUAUUUGAGGACGAAGAUUCCCCGGACGGCUCGGAGCUGCGGCGGACGGAGAGCUCGCCCACGCCCCUGAAGCGGGACCGCUCGUUCUCCGAGCACGACCUGGCCGAGCUGCGGGGAGCGCUGCUGCCCUCGCUGUCCGAGUCCGGCCAGCUGGGCGGCGCCGUGGCGCGGAGGCCCGAACGCCCGCGAUCGCGCACCCUGGGAGGGGGGGGGCCGCCCCCGCUGCACAGAGCCUCUUUCCCGGUGCACGGCUGGAUGCCUCCCUCUCCAGGGCUCCUGUGUGCCCCGCGGGGCUCCCUCAGUGCUGUGGAGGAGAGGGCAGAGGUGAAGGAGGUCGGGUCUCCAAACCAGGACAGCUUUCAACCACAGUGGAUGGAGGAGUUCAGUCACCCUGUGGAGAGCCUGGCCCUCACGGUGGAUGAGGUCAUCAAUGUACGCCGCGUGCUGGUGAAGGCUGAGAUGGAGAAGUUCCUGCCGAGUAAAGACCUGUAUAACAACCUGCGAAAGGGCAAGGUGUGUUGUUGCUGUAAAAUAAAGUUUCCUCUCUUCUCUUGGCCAUCAACUUGCCUGCUGUGUAAAAGGUCUGUCUGUGGAUCCUGCAGUGCCAAGAUGAAGAUUCCCUCCAAGAAGAUGGCACACAUCCCGGUUUACACUGUGGGGUUCGAGAGCGCCGCGGGCAGCCACGCCCGGAGGAGCGAGCUGUUUAAGUCGCUGCGGGGCCUCUCCCGGCGCUCGGUGGAGGAGGAGUUCCCCCACCUGUACGCGCACGGCUGCAGCCUGAGGGACGCGUGCGGGGACUGCUCCAAGUUCGUGGCCGACGUCAUCUCCUCCAGCCGCCGCAGCCUGGACCUCCUCAACAACACGCCCAAGCGCGAGAGGGCCCCGCCGAACGCCUCGCCACGCCCUAACGCCUCGGGCAGGAAGUACAUGUAGAGAGACGACUGACAAGAUGCCGUCAAUCCCCGUCCCCCCCGUCCCCUUUCCCCAAUGGAAUAUUCCUUCAUGUGUUGUGUGUGUGGGGGGAGGAUUGAAGAGACACACAUAGCCUUAUCACAUAGCUCCUCCCCCCCACCCCACCCCGCCCUCCACACCCCUGACCCCCUUACUCGCACGCUGCACACCUGAAACUGAGAUGGUGUUGAGGGAGGUGGACAGGGGGGGAGGAGUUUAGACUGAGGGAGGAGCUGAAGGAGACGUUGUUGGGACAUGUGGAGGGGUUGGGGAGAGAGAGAGAGAGAAAGAGAGAGAGAGUGAGGAACUAAAAUGGUGGGAGGAGACAGAGGGAGGAAGUUUACGUUUGUUUUCCCCGGUUGCCACUGAUUUUGAAUGUAUUAUUCUCGUAAACCCAUAAUCCCCCCCUUUCCAAGCUGAAAUGCCCCAUGUCCUCAGCUAGCUCUCUGUUCACAAUUGGUGAUGUCACAUAACCAUGCCGAAUUAGCCACGGAAAGCUAGAGUAAGCCUGGCAAACAGGAAGUCACGAGGUGGGCGGGGGGAGAGGGAGAGAGAGAGGGAGAGGCAGAGGGAGGGAGGGAGGGAAAGAGGUUUGGAUGCCAGAUGCUUUCGCUGUACAGAAACCAAGGACACUCCCUAUACAUCCAGCCUGACACCCCCAGCCUCCCACCACAGGCACAGACCAGCAGGCUGGUUCCCGCGCACCGGAAACGCGCCCGGGCAAAUGCCCCCCCGCUUCCUCCCGGCUGACGCUGCAGGCCGAUACCGUUUCCAGAAUGUUCCGAGGUGCGCGGCGAUGGGAUUUGGGUCCGCGGCGCUCCUCUGCCGGAGGCGGUGUAGCGACAGGACCGCGUGAAAGUCACAGGACACGCAGGCCGACCUGGUUCUGAACGAGUUCGCAGUCCGACCUAGGACUCCAUCUCACACCGGUCCUCAUCUCCUCUGCCUCAGGGUCGCCUGUAACGUCUCCCUCCCCCUGGACCUCCUUUGACCCUCUCUCCCUCCCCCUGGACCUCCUUUGACCCCCCUUCCCUUCCCCCCUUCUCCAGAUUUUCUUCUGACCAAUUUUAUUGUCAACACUCAAUAAACCUCAACUGCAAUAAAGCAUAAGAACAAAAAGUA
Conger conger (European conger) is the source of this 3809-nucleotide messenger RNA. It is a transcript of the gene spire2, whose product is annotated as spire-type actin nucleation factor 2. The transcript is spliced from 15 exons. The coding region runs from base 405 to 2669 and encodes 754 amino acids. Gene Ontology annotation, cellular component: cytoplasmic vesicle membrane; cell cortex. Gene Ontology annotation, biological process: intracellular transport; actin nucleation; Golgi vesicle transport. NCBI's taxonomy places the organism in Eukaryota, Metazoa, Chordata, Actinopteri, Anguilliformes, Congridae. The record is from RefSeq and is a predicted model, not a curated record. Gene Ontology annotation, molecular function: actin binding.